Amoebophrya sp. A25 is the source of this 7432-nucleotide messenger RNA. The record is from the annotation of a GenBank genome assembly. Lineage: Eukaryota; Dinophyceae; Syndiniales; Amoebophryaceae.
AAUUGAUCUCCUUAGGCACUCACUCAAAAUUCCACAAUCACAUUUAGGAUUUGAAUAAUUUCUGCUGUGCAGAAUCGAGAUAGAGGCUCCUUCUACAUCAGCAAUCAACUAGUCUACUCCUCUCGAUCACUUCGUCUUGUGUUCGGAAGAUCUCAAACAGCAAGAUGUCGGACAGUGAGGACGAUGCUGCUCUCUACGGGCGGACUCGGGUCGAGUCUGCGGAAGCUUGGGCGAAGAAGGUGCUAUCUUUGUAUAGACCUAGAAUCUUUGACGUAGAAUCUUUGUGCAGUUGGUUUUCUUUGAAUGAGCUGGAUGCUAUGAUAGUUGCUAAAACUCCACGUCUCCGAAGCUCCGUGUCAUAGUUUUAGAAGACAUAACAACAGUCAAAAACUGCAGAUCUUGUCGGCUUUUAAGCGAGUGGAAUUCUUAGGCCUUUUCCACUGUUCUUGAUCUUGACUCUGAACCCAAUUGUAGCUCGCGGCACACCCCGCGAUCAACAGCACAGUCGCGAACUUGAAAAAAGUUUCUGCUGUUUGGCGUACGAUUGAGGUCGAACGCUUUACAGAGGGCAUCACGCUUGAUCAAAUGGCGAACGAGGUCACCGCGGAGCCCGCUUUCGAGCAAGUUCGAUCCAAGAAAGACACCGACAAGAGCUUACUCAGUACUUUCAACUACUGAGACUGAUCCUGAUGCUAGAAAAGAAGCACACUCAUGCUAGAAAAGAAGCACUGUAACUGUCAACAGAGGGUGAGUGAUGAGUCUUCACAGAGAAUAGACGUGUACUGGCAUGAUCUUCGAUUUUUGUGCUCAGAGCAGGUGGUUUUGUUUUGGUGAAGUCUGGCCUUGCGUCUGCUCGCAGCUGCAAGGAGACUCCCCUGAAAAUGGUAGUUACCUAACCACGCCAGCAUCUAGAUGACAUGAGGUCUGCUGUAUACUUGAAGUUGAAACAUCGAUGGCCUAACAUCUUUUGACGCAUUGAACAUUUGGACUCUACCCCAUUUUCCUUACCACUAACUGAACUGCCACCACGUCCUCCCCCCUCCAACUCCAGGUAAGGGAACCCGUCAAGUGAAACUUCAAUUGGAGGGCAUGGGCAAGAUCGAUCAUCUACUGGACUUUCUGUGCGAUUGCGCAAGAACGGAAAAGUUCUCGUGCGACGAGAUGUCCGACAUGGCUGGCACUGUGCGCGACGCUUUGGAGUACAAUUCGUCCCUCGCAUUGACUGGACGUAAAAAGCGCGCCCGAAGCUGUUUAGUCAGCAUCAAGACGAUUGACCAUGCGAUGCGGGCAAACAUCCUCUCGUCAGAUGAAGAAAGCAGCUGGCAUGAAGCUUGCACGGGAUGGGUCAUCACGUUGCUUGCUGGAGUCCUAAGCAGAUUCGACAACAUCGACGAUACUUUUGCGUGGUAUCUCACUUAGUCUUAAUUCUUACAAUGACUCGUAGCUUUUACUUUCUACUUUUUGACAGUAUUGAAGUUCAGUCUUCUCGCGACUAUUCCCCGACAAUACGAAACUUCCUGCGACUUCUCCUUCUCGAAGUGACUUCUUGCUUUACCUUGUCAAUAAUAGGCCAAGUCCACUUGGCAUAACCCUCCCUCCCGCCGAACCCAGUCAACAUCUUGCUUCUGCUUCACUUCAACAGGAUCAACGAAAAUGCUGACGUGGUCGCGCCGUUUUUUUUCUCCUUCGACGAAGGUGACAACAUCCUGGAGUGGCUCAACGAGACGCUUGGGCAUCAUAUCAGAGCGCCAAGCGGCUACUACGAUCGCAUGACAACUGGCCUAAACGACUGCGAGCAGGAAAUCAAAGACCUUCUUUUCGGUCUUCGUAAGCCUAUGAAAGGCCAAAUCGCUAUCCAUCGCCAACGCUACAAGGAGACCCUGGCAGCAAAGCUGCUGCGCAAGAAAGUCUUUCAGGAGCAACACGACAUCCCGCGUCAUGGAUUUCUUGCGUAAAAAUUACACUCAUCUUCUCACUUGAUGGCUGAGCGUAGGAUAGUCUAGCAAUGCAGUUCGUCGGCAUUUCUCUCCUUGUAGAAUCUGUCUCAACUGAUGAUGAGAUCUUCGCUCCAUGCUUUUUCCGAAUCAGAUUCCACACUCAGUGCGUAGUCACAACAUCUCCCAUCAAUCCACACGCACAGAUACCCGAGCAAAGAACUCGCGCCCGGCACGAAAGCUGAAGCCGAGAUCGCGGAGGCAAACAAGAAAGCAGAAAAGGAGGCUAUGCAGCGCGAGGAAGAGGACCAGAAGUCUGAGUUUUCUGUCGACGCGAACAAGAGCUUCAAUGGCGCUGAUUGCGCAGUCGAUACGGACUACGAAAACUGCACGAGCACCCGUGGUAAGGAUGGCAAGAUUCACGCGUCUCUGGUCUUAGUGAUGCAGCGCAAGCUCUACGAGAAGAAGAGAACGUCCACCCCUGAGUUUGUGAUCAAGAAGGAGCAGGCCUCGCAGGAAAAUGACAACAACAACAACAACAACAACAAUUCUCCAGUCGCUCCGAUGGAUGUUGACCAAGAGGAGAAAGAGCGCCUACUGCAGACUCCGAAGGCAAACCGUGCCAGCCAAGGUACUAAAACGAAACACACGUCGUCUAUUCUGCUGCCUACAGUCUGAACCUUAUAUAUGUGCUUCAUCUAGUCAGCAGCACUGUGUCGCUUGAUAAAGUCAUAUAUCUGAAUAGUGAGAAUUGGACCCGUAUGCGUAUCUUGAUACUUCUUCUUUCAUCAUUUCAUAGAACCAGUCUCACAUGGUAGGGCAUAGCCUCGCGUUGUUUCUGUUUCUUUUCGCAAGAUCUAGACCAGUCCCAAACCAUUUCGCAACACUUAGCACCAAGUCACUUCAUUACCACCAAGUCACUUCAUAGGGCUUGCCCUUGGGAUCCUCUUCAGCUCAUAAGACCAAACUCCCACUCAUUUCACAGGACCUAGCCCCAAUCUCGAAGCGUUCGAGGAGAUGAGCACGAAGCGUCGCCCCGUCAUUGACCAUGACGCGCUCUUCGGUGGCAUCCUGGAUCACACGAUUUGGAAGGAUGCAGUAAAUCAGUGGAUAUGGACACACACGGUCGACAUCCGCCUGGAGCAGGUUUCCCUCCUUAUGGAGGAGACCAGCGACGAACUUCAAGCGCAGAUCGAUGCAGAGGUCGACAAAGUGAAGGCCCGUGGCGCUCAGCGAACAAAGAAGGUCGACAAGAUCAACGAGAAAGUGACAAACGAGUGGGAGUCUCAAUUGGAGGAGCAGGUUUUGGACGACUGGAAAAAGAAAAUCGACGUCCGCGUGGAGAUUCUGCAUGAAGAAGAACUCUCCCUGAUCGAUCCAAACAAGCGCGCAUCCGUCAUGAAAAUGAUCGAGGAAUCUGAGAAGGUCUACCUGAAGAAGCCCAGAGACACUGCUGACGCAGCUGCGGCAUCUCUGUUCAACAGCAACAACAACGGAGGAUCAAAGAAUACAACUAGAUCUGCUAGCACAUCCGCAUCCGCUGCGAUUGUUGCAGUCAAUCAGGCGCAGGACGUGUCAUCUGAGAAUGGCAGCGACAAGAGUGAAGAUGAUCUCCCCGACCUCCCGGACGAAGUGCCGGAGGCAGACGCCCUCCACUACACGCAUGAAGAUCUGCGCUGCAUGCUGAGUAUAGUGCAGAGCGGUUGCAACGCGCACUACUUCUUCUCCACGAACAUGCUGGCAGGUCUCUUCAGCGAGCUGCAAGAUUUGGGGCGCAAGAUCAGUCCGGAGCUCGUCGAGUUCAGCGUGCACGCCUCCGAGGCAAUUGGCCACUUAGACCUCGCGCCCCUGGUGACCUCCGCUGAAUUUCCGAAAAUGCCACCUUUCACGGAUCCAACGAGACACUUGAUGAACAUGAUUUUCGACCGAUACCGCGUGAAGGUAUUACUCAUGUAGUCUAGUUCUAGUACUAAUCUAACAACUCUGCUGGAGUGGUAUGAUUCUGCUCGUGAUGUUUCCCUGGUCUGAUGAAUUGCGACGAAUUUGCUUGACUCUCAUCAGGUCUUUGCAGUGCCCUCGCCUGCUCUCCCAUCCUUUCAAUCUUGCUCUGCCCUGCCCUCUGGCCCUUUUUCUAUUUCUUCGUAACUCUUCUCUUUCCCAGGUGACAAAGCACAAGGGACUGGAGCUGGAAUUCCAUACGCUACUGAAGAAAUUUCUAAAAUUCGACUUCAACUGGGCGUUCGGCGAAAUCAAUCGCAUUAUCAAGAAGCAUCUGAAGGGCGCGCUCAACCUCAGCACCAUCAAUCAGGUCUUUGAUGACCUGAACUUCAUCGAAUACUUCAGAUGCGUUUCCUCCAUGGAGCUCGAUGACGUUUUGGCUCUCCGCCCGGAAAAAGCUCACGCUGAUGAUGGUUCAACGAAAAAACAAAUGCAGAUCGCCGAUAAGCAACUGACUCACGCCGGCGAGCGUUUUCAAGUCUUCAUGCUGUGUGCGGAAUUAUACCACAGUACUAUAACUGAUGGCAAGCUUACUCUUUCAUUCAAAUUGGUACAAUUGCAGAGUCAUUGCUUAUUUUCCGCCAUAAGCAUAAGGAUAGGGCACUCUUCAAAUGCCGAUCGCAGAUUCGAAGUGGUUCACGAUGAUCUUUGUUUCAUGGCGUCCUAUCUUCGUGCAACUCCAUCCUUGCGGUCACCCAUCUCUUCUACAUCAGUCCACUCCUACAGCGAUGAUCACUCGCUUCGAUGACGGAAUUAUGACCGGCUUGGCGAAUGGAGAUGACCUCGCGGCGGCUGGCUUGUGCCAAUUUGGUUUGUUGGAUUUUUCAACCGUCGAUGCCGCGUGCAGCAAGCUGCUCCGAAUGGAGACACUUUCUUACGGCACACCAUCUAACUUCUAUAUGUAAAAAAAGUAGUAUGUUAUAAAUUCUUUUGAUUUGGGAUUCGUUGGUUCUCAUAAAAGUCAUGGCUCAGAACGACGCUAAGUAGCAUAAGAAGCUCCAGAAUCUUACGCACCCCCCCUUAUCAUCGUCCCAUGCUCCCCCCUUUCAUCUACGUCCCCUUCUACCUACCUCCCCUCCCAUGUCCCCUCCCUCAUCUACCUCCUCCACCCUCUAACACUUCCAAAAUCAGAGGCGCGACAUCACCAGCAUGCGGAAGAGUGCUGCAAAAUUGAAGACCUUGCUGUUCGAUCUUGUCUGCAGUGAACAAGUGAAAGCACUGGAAUCCGAAGUCAAUGCGGGCUGUGCAAACAUGGCCGAGUGUCAAGCGCUUAAGGACCGUAUCUCUACGACAUUGGGCGCAAAUUGGUCGCUAAAUCCGGCCGUCAGGAUCAACCUCACAAAGAAGGUCCAGCUGAAGCCAAACCUCCACCACGCGAGCGCGAACGCGAAUGCCGCUGAAGCGCCGAAGAUGAAGAAGCGCCGUCGCUACUGAGUCAAUUUGAUUUCUAGUUUGAGAAGAUGGGUGGAGGAGUAGGAGACUCAACAUCUUAGCUGUGUUGGGCAGUAAAUUAGGACGAGGGGAGAAACGUCUAGCAUCAUCGAGUUAUCUUAUGCACUACUUGAAGACCUAAGGGGAAGAUGAGUGCUCUGGUUGGUGUGUGGGAUUCUUUGACUGCAUCUAAAUCGACAAUCUCGAAUUCAAGAGAACUACUGCAACGAUAUUAUUUGCAUUUUAUAUAUAGGAGACGGAUACUUACUGCGACGUGUGAAAGACUUAUCACUCUUCUUUACCACAACUCGAAUCGACGACCCUCCGCGAUGCGCAGGCCAAAGUCGAUAAACAAAACUUAAAAGAAGCACCAAGUCACAUUCUAGCCUGUCCUUUGUUGUAAUUCUUCUGAACUGAACUACUUGCACCACUAAGAAUGAUGCGCUAUGUUUCGACUUACAAGAAGCACUUCGUAAUGCUACAGCUCUGACACAUCUACGAUAGCAAGCCGCAACACGACUCGCUGUCGCCUCUGCAUCAUGCUAAGGCAGAGCGUUUCGCAAACCAACGACCAUCCCCGGCGUCAUACUUAGGAUGAUAUAGAAGAUUUUCAAAAAGGACAUACUUCCAAACUGCUCGCGCAAGAAUCUAUCUUUGAUAAUUGAAAAAAGAUAUAUUUAUAUUUUUUGAAAAAGUCAUUUUGAAUUAUGUUAAGAAUUAAAAAAGUUUGAGAAAGAAGGUGGAAGAGGUACACAGCAUACAUAAACGUGAAGGAGAUUGCUCCUACCAGUCAUGAACUUCUAUUGCCUGAUUUAUAGUCGUCUGGUUAUAGACUUGAGUUCCGACGAAGAGCGCCCGCGGCUUCCUCUUGGUGGCGUCCUUCAUUCGUCUUCAGGCGUCUGAAUGACUUCCACAAAACAAUCAAUCACACUCUUCAACCAAUCGGAGACUUGAACUCACGCACGAUAUCUGAAUACCAAGCGCAACGAACUCCACAGACCUUCGUGGGAGGACGUUGCACCCAGCUCCGUCAAAGUGAUUCAAUUAACCUAAACCGGAUCGACAGACUACUUUGGACCGAAUGACAUAAAUCAAGACAGUAGCGCUUCACGGGAUGAGUAAUAUCAUAGGAACCACCGGGAUCGUAUUCAUUCUACUAUGAGUUAUAAAGCAUUUUAAUCAUGUGAAAGACUCAGUAUGGGCGUAACAGAUGGCCGAGCAUCAGCCAUAAUGCCUUAUCAUCUUCCAUUCGAUCACUUACCUUAGGCUCAACGCCUCGCCAUGUCCUGACACCUGUCAGAGCAGGCCGAAGCGCACCUGGGUCGAGUCGAUCUCUCUAUAUAAAAGCAGUCAACUGUCGACAAAGAAAGCCACACACAUGGAACAGCACUGAAACGGGGCACCGAGUUAGAUAUAUUUCUAGUCCAUUAGUAUUCGACAUAUAUCAAUUGUAGUAAUUAUAUAAUUUCAUCGACAGGGGGCGACGUCGUAUCAUCAGCGCAAGCUAGAUCAUCACGACAAGGAGCGUCGAAGCACAAGUAGAUGCAUCCUCUAAAGCUCCACGACCAAUUGCCACCGGGGGAGAGGUGGCCAAUGCCAUCGAUCGUUAGAGAAUAACGGCACUAGUUUUCUCUCUUGCGUGAAAUCAAAUCAAGCAAAGACCCACGGCUUGCCACCGUUGAAGCAAUUCUUUUUCAGUAUUGAUUUCUAUUCGUGUACUUUAUUUCAAAGCAAUUCUUCUCUUGAGAAUGGAAAUCUUCUCGGCCCUUUCACCAGCCGGACUGAACCUGAAGCCAACUGCUUCAAUUACGGGGCACCUGGCGCAUAAGACAGCAUCUAUGAAGAAGAACUGAAGCCAUGGCUGUAUUAUAGCCGGCUUUUCGGAAUGUAAAAACUUCAAUCGUUUAAGUCUCCAAGGAACAAGGAGCUUCAGCUCCCAAUUUCACAGUGUCGCUCACAUGUGUCACGAAGUAGAGCGGCAAGCCGCUUCGCGCGAUGGGACAGGAUAUGUCAGGGAAGGAGCACCUGACAGGAUGCGUCAGUCUCAGGUCGGUGUCAUCAGCUGGGGG